AUGCAUCUUGAGAAAGCUCAAAUCUCCCAGUCUAGACUGGAGGAUUUGAAAUCAGCUGACAUAAAAUUAAGUCCAGAGAUCAAGAGGGAGCCGCGCUCACAAUCAAACCGACUCUGGCGCCGCCGGCUGCGUUCUCCCGUGUUACUUAACGAUGGCCGACGUGGCUUUAAGCCUAAACGAUCCAGACUCUCUUCACCCGUUGUAGUCAAAGAUGACGAAGAUCGUGCUACCUUACGCUUUGCUGAACAAAGUCGUGGAGGCAGGCCAGAAUCAUCCUCCCGCGUACGUUCGCCCAGGAAUCGUGGGCGUCGACUGCGAGAUAGCCACCAUUUCACUGACGACAGACAUGUGGAAUGGGGCAAGCGAGUGGGAGAUGGCAAACCAGCAGCAAAAAAACCUAAGGAGCAACCAAAUUUUGAGCUCUCUGGUAAGUUGGCGGCAGAUACAAAUACGUACAAGGGUGUUGUUAUCAAAUACAACGAGCCGGAGGAUGCGAGGAAACCAACAUCCUUUUGGCGCCUUUAUCCAUUUAAGGGUAAUGAAGCCCUUAAGGUUAUGCAUAUUCACCGCCAAAGUGGUUAUCUUAUUGGCAGUGCUCAACACAUUGCGGACCUACCGAUGGCGCAUCCUAGCAUCUCAAAACAGCAUGCUGUUCUGCAGUUCCGCUUCACGAAGGGCAGAGUUCGGCUGUACGUCAUUGAUCUUGAGUCCACAAAUGGGACUUUCCUCAACAACAAGAAAAUUGAGCCUCGUCGAUACUACGAACUACGCGAAAAGGACGUUUUGAAAUUUGGUUAUUCUACGCGCGAGUACGUAGUGAUGACCGAUCAAGUAGCUACUGAAUCAGAUAAGGACGAGUGA
Echinococcus granulosus is the source of this 861-nucleotide messenger RNA. Its product is annotated as Smad nuclear-interacting protein. Bases 1 to 861 code for a protein of 286 amino acids. Gene Ontology annotation, molecular function: mRNA binding; protein binding. Gene Ontology annotation, cellular component: nucleus. The record is from RefSeq and is a predicted model, not a curated record. Lineage: Eukaryota; Metazoa; Platyhelminthes; Cestoda; Cyclophyllidea; Taeniidae. The transcript is spliced from 3 exons.